Messenger RNA from Jatropha curcas, 1646 nucleotides. RefSeq names its product cytosolic sulfotransferase 15. NCBI's taxonomy places the organism in Eukaryota, Viridiplantae, Streptophyta, Magnoliopsida, Malpighiales, Euphorbiaceae. The record is from RefSeq and is a predicted model, not a curated record. Gene Ontology annotation, molecular function: sulfotransferase activity.
UCUGCUAUUAGAAUAAUUUCAUUUCAGUAAUUUGAUUUGUAUGUUAAUGCCAUUGAAGUUUGCUCCAACAUACUUUCUUUCACGUGGAAAAGGGAAACUCUAAAGUUUUCUUAUUCAAAAAUCCAAUAAUUGGAUUUAAGAAAAAUAAAAAAUGAUGGCUAUGAACUUAAUCUAUUGGAUUUAAGAAAAAUCCAAUAGAUUGAAUACAUUAAUCUCUUUUAGCUCACCGAAAUAGAAAAAGCAUAAAUUCUCUUUCCUUCGUCGAGCUAGAGACAUCAAGAUCUCUGAGCAGAUUAUACUCAGGAUUUUUUUUUGCAUGCAUGAAAUAAACGUGCAGCUGUUAUCCUAUAUAAGGAGUGUGUGCAGGCUUAAUUUCCCACACCAAACCAAUCCAUAGUUAAACAAGCAACAAAACUAUGCCAGUUUCCACAACCACUGUCUCUCCCAUUCCUCUCUCUCAUUUCAAAAAAGAUCAAGCAACAGGAGAAGAAGAUGAUUUGAAGCUAACCCAUGAAUGCAAAGAAUUGCUUCUUUCUCUUCCUAAAGAAAGAGGUUGGAGAACUCCUUACAUCUAUCGAUUUCAAGGCUUUUGGUGCCAGCCAAAGGAAAUUCAAGCCAUUUUGUCUUUCCGGAAACAUUUUCAAGCAAGAAAUGGUGAUGUUGUUUUAGCCACAGUACCAAAAUCAGGCACUACAUGGCUUAAGGCCUUAGUUUUUGCAAUCUUGAAUAGAAAUCUUUAUCCAUUAAACUCAAAUUCACAUCCUUUACUUGUUUCAAAUCCUCAUGAUCUUGUUCCUUUCUUAGAAUACAAAAUUUAUGCAAAUAAUCAAAUUCCUGAUCUUUCAAAAUUUCCUGAGCCUGGUAUUUUUGCUACCCAUGUCCCAUUUGCUGCCGUGAAAGAAUCAAUCAACAAGUCCAGUUGCAAAAUUGUUUAUAUUUGUAGAAACCCUUUUGACACUUUCAUCUCUUCUUGGAUUUUCUGUAGUAAAAUCGGGGCAGAAAAUUUCCCUUCAUUGUCAAUAGAGGAAGCUUUUAACAUGUAUUGUAAUGGGACUAUUGGGUUUGGUCCAUUUUGGGAACACAUGUUGGGAUAUUGGAAAGAAAGCCAAGAAAGACCAGAAAAAGUCCUCUUCUUGAAAUAUGAAGACUUGAAAGGAGAUAUUACAUUCCAUUUGAAUAAAUUAGCUAAAUUUCUAGGUUGCCCUUUUUCAAUGGAGGAACAGAAACAAGGUAUAGUUGAAGAGGUAGCUAAGCUUUGUAGCUUUGAGAACUUGAAGAAUUUAGAAGUGAACAAAACAGGAAAGGCUAUUAUGAAUUUUGAAAAUAGACACUUAUUCAGGAAAGGUGAAAUUGGAGAUUGGGUUAAUUAUUUGUCUCCCUCUAUGGUGGAGCAACUGAAACAAGUCAUGGAGGAAAAGUUGGGUGGUUCAGGUCUUGAGUUCAAGGUGUUUGCGUAGCUAGGGAAAAUUAAUUAAGCACUGCCUCUAUUUGGCAAUAUCUCUAUCUGUAAUGCAUGGAAUGGAAUUAUUCACUAGUACUUGAGAGUUUAUUUACAAGCACUUGAUGUAAAUAAUGUGAGAUAUAGUGAUAUUGUGUGUAAUUUUAUGUAAUGAAGCAUGAAUUAAUUACUGUAUAAAUUAUGUAAA